Messenger RNA from Nasonia vitripennis (jewel wasp), 7599 nucleotides. RefSeq lists its product as uncharacterized. The transcript is spliced from 7 exons. The coding region runs from base 1303 to 2892 and encodes 529 amino acids. NCBI's taxonomy places the organism in Eukaryota, Metazoa, Arthropoda, Insecta, Hymenoptera, Pteromalidae. The record is from RefSeq and is a predicted model, not a curated record.
GGCGCAGUCCGCGACGGCAGUUGUCAGGUACACGCCGAACCGCGCGGUUAUCCCGAGUAGCAUACCUUCGCGUCUCGCUUGUUUCUUUCACCUGGAAAAACACACGCAUACUGCGUUAUUAGAAGGGCAUAAACACAUCGGUGCUCCUCUAGAUCUCCCAAGGUACAGCCAGUGCUACAACACAACCCGUGCGCGAGUAUCCGGUUGCUCUCGACUCGCAUAUCGCAAUCGAGUGACAGUACAGUGUGUCCGCGAACGAUAACAACAUAAUACUUAUAACGAAGAAGAAGCGAGCACACAGGAGCAAGAGAGAGAGGAAGAGCGAACGUGCGCGCAGGAACAGAAUCGGGAAUCUGCGCCGGGCGAAGAUUUCAUCGAGCGGUUGCUCUGAAUUUUUCCGGAUAUAGGGGAGCUGCGCUGCAGCAAGGACCUCCGCUUCGCUCAUAACCUCUCCAAAAAAACAAGAGUCCGCGAAGGAUCCUUAUCCUCGCAAAAGUUCGUGCGCGAAUAAUAGAAAAGGAGAGCGUCGACGUCGCACUCUCUCCUAUUCUCGGUAUUGGCAGAGUUCAGCAGGCGGAGCCGCCGCCGCCGUUCAAUAGUGCAAAUCCGCGCGGAGAGGGAGCCAGUUCGUCGGAGCAGCAGCUACUCUCGUCGAGGUAAACAAAGGGCGUCGCAUCGAUUUUUCGGAGCUGCUCAUAACGCUCUUAUGUUCUCGCGCGAGUGAAAAAAAAAAUAGUGCGCGGACUCCCGUUUGACUCGUUAUUGGGAUAUAACGAAGGAAUACUUGUAAGCAGCUGCGGUGCAAGUGAGAAAGAGAGACAAAUAUUCUGCGAGGAGUGGGGGUGAAAAGGAUGCGUUGCUGAGCGUGCAGUGCGUUCCGGCGGGAAAAGCAAGCGUCCUCCCUUCACUUGUACGUUCGACGAGGCCCAGGUUUAACCUCAAAAGGACCUGCAUACCGAGAAACGUGUGUAUUGCAUUCUCUCUCAUCCGCACGAAUUCCAGCGCAGUGUCACGGUAUAAAAGGGCAUAGGCAUGGCACGCCUGUCGUAGAGCCCCGAGAAGACACGAACGCGUCGAGGAGAAAAAAGAUGUACCCGUCAUCAGGACAGCCUCAUCAUCAUCACGCAUCGCAUAGAAUCAAGUGGACGCAGCGCUGCCUCAGUAAAACAUAGCUCGUAUAUCGGCGCAUCGAUCCGACCUUCCCGGGAGCUUGUUAUCGUGCGACAACCCUAACCUCGAGAAGGAGCAGAGUUAAACCGAAUAUAUCAGAAAUAGUUAUUAUAAAUCAAAAGUAACAUCACAAUGACAGAGCUGCUGAUCGGUCUGUCGUCGCCGACGUUCAACGGCGUGUCCUCGGUGUCGAAGCCACCAGAGGUGGUGUUCAGGACACCGGGAGGCGCGGGACAGCUGUUCCGGAACUCGGAGAUGCGACACUCCAGAAGCGAGGACCUUCUGGGGCCGGCUACAAACCGCAGCCCGUCGCCACCGCCGGUCAUCACAGCCGCGGCUUCCGAGGACGACUUGGUCGCGGCCAGUGCGCUCAGUGGCAGCAGUCCAAGGGCCAGCUGUAGCCUGCUGGGGCCAAGAGCUCCCGGAUCGCCCGGGAUGAUCGCCGACAGGCUGGACCCCGAAGAUUCGAUCAGGGAUAUCGUUACGGAGAAUGAUUUGUACAGGUUCGUCCUGUUCAAGAGGCACUACGACAAGUACGUGGCUCUGGCGACGAGAUACGAGGAGGCGAGAGGCCUUGCCUAUUACCUCGAGGAGCGCUAUCACGAAGUCAAGGCCGAGCGCGACAAGCUGGAGGAGACGCGCCAGCAGCUGGAGCGUCGGCUCGAGGGCUGCGAGGCCGAGCUCAAGGACAAGGAAGAGGAGCUGUUCCUUCAGCUGGAACGAAGUCUGCGCCUCGAGGACGAGGUCGAGCGAGCUCGUCAGGAACGCGAGGCCUGUCUCUUGGCGCGGGAACGUCUCGAGCGCGAACAAGCCGCUGCGUUGAGACAGCUCCAGAUACAGGCGGCGCAGAAUGAGAUCACCAGGAGAUCGCUCGAGAGAGCCAGACUGGAGGUUAUCAGACAGGCGACCGUUAUCAGGGCUGAGCGGGAUGCGCUGGAGAGAGAGAACGAGGCGCUGAAGGAAAAGCUACGAGUGGAGCAAGACGAGCUCGGCGAAGAGCGUCGCCGUAACGAGGAAGGCGUCGCGGCGCUAACACACGAGGCGACGACGCUCAGGCACGCGGCUCGUCAUUUGCGCGCUGCAGCCCUGCACGCCACUUCCUGUCGGCGACGUAGACGGUGCUCCGUCUGUCUUUACGCCAGGCGCACCUUCCAGGACGUCGACGAUUUCCGCGACGAACAAUUUUACGUUAACAAUGUGGAACACGAAAUUAGCAAUAGAAAGUACACAAAAACUUUUAGACCCGGCAAACUGUUCAAGUGCCUUCAAGCGCCGAUACAGGACCUACGCACGUGGCUCCGGCCAAGCACACCAGCGGCUCUGCCGCCUCUGCGCACGAGUUCGCCACUCGAACGCGGCAUCAGCUACAUCGACGACUCGGGCACCAGUUCCGAGGACGAGGCCUACUCCAACACACAGGCCGCCGAAGUUUCGUUGUCCUCGACGGUGUCGAGUGCGCCGCCCACCACUAGAGCUUUCUCUUCGGACUCGGGAUUCUCCUCGGAAACAGGCGACCGUCGUUCGCGCUCGUACGAGUGCGGAGGCAGCAGCCGCAAAAUCAGCGAGUCCUCGAGCAGUGAGCCCGGGGACGCCUUGGGCCAACAGUCUCAGCGCGCUGGCACGUUCACGCGCUCGCGCUGGACCUCCUCCUUCCGCAAGCUCCUCGGGCGCAAGUCCAAGGCCAAGGCCAAUGCCACGGCCCAGCCCGAAUCGGCCAUCUAAGGACGCGGCCAAAGCCUCACCCACGAGUUCUAGAAAUGUGCUCAAAGUAUACACUAAUCGAUAACGAUAAUAUACUGUAGGUACUAAUAGCCGAUCGUCAUCGCGGCGAUGACUCUGUUUUUUAGGUCGCUCAUCGUAUAGAGAACGGUGUUAUAGGAGGAAUUGACGGAUCAUGCUCACUCGAUGCAAGGCGGUAGGCGUUGAUUUAAAUAUGUUGCUUUGUACUCUCAGUGACUUUAUUUUAUUUUUUUAAUUUAUGUUCUGUUGGUACAAAGAGUUGUUGUUUGUACCAGUAUGUUCCAUGGCGUUGGCGAAUCGACGCAUGGGACGAAAUUGUAGAUUUAUUGUAAAUAACUCACAAAAACAUGUUCUAUUGUAUUAUUUGCACUGAGGGCACAAAGCAUUGUAGAGUAUACGAACUUAGGUAACUUUAAAAUAGACGCGUUUCUUGCUUCAGUGGACAACCUAUACAAUAGUAAAUAAUAAAACUGUUCUUUUUAAGACUUAUGGUUACGGUACAUCGCUUUAGUUCGAAAACUAUAAAACAAACUAUUUCGAUUUUUGGUUCCAUGAAAUUUUAAAGUUUAAGAUUAGUUUGGUAAAGGGUCUUAUAGCACACGGCGUUAGUCGUUGUGUGCUAUUGCAAAAUUACGUUACGGAUGAUACCAUUUCUUUUUGUAAAGUUAUCUACAAAAUUAUUUUCGGUGAUAAAGUACAAUUGUUGAAAUUGUAAAAGAGCAUGUGACUAUAUAUUUAUAAAGUCUUAUUUGCCAGGUGCAAAUAUUUAUAUUUUUCAGUAUUCUUACUUUUUAAUCAAAGAAAACGAAAAUAAUUGGAUAAUAAUUAUUCAACGCUGUAAUUAUUAAUUAAUAAUCUAUAGAAAGAAGUGAUAUUUCAAAAGAAUAUAGAUAUAAUCUUUGUAUUAGCUUUAAGGAGAAUAAAAAAUUCCUAACGCAUUUCGUAUGAAAGUUCAUCUUACGAAACUGAUUGUAUCUUAAUGGAAUUCAUCAUUAAAAACGAUAUCGCCUCGCAUCGAGUAUAACCGUUCCCGUCAAUGAGUAUAUAUUUUCGAUGAACAAAAUGAUAACUUAUUAGAGAUGACUUUUCUGUUAAAACAGUAGCAGUGAUACACUCAAUGCAAUAACUGUCAAUUCAUGCUUCGACGUGAUGUAACAUUCCCGAACAAUUCACAGCGAACAAACAGAAAAGCAAAAUUUGACAUGUGGCUAAUUGAAAAAUCCCUGCUUCGAUAUUUAUUUUUCUUAUUUGUCGACUACAAUACGUUUCGGUUUGAAGCAACUGUGAUAACAAAAGAGAUUGUUGUGCCGAAGAAAAUUAAGCACGAGAUUUUAAGAGCGUGUCUUUCACAUGACAAAGAUGAUGCUAUAAAUACAACUUUUGAAAAGUUAAAAAUAAGGAAGCGACACAAUAUUCUGCAUUUCAAACAAUGCCAAGUAAGACUUUAAAUGAAAUCGUCCAAUUUUUUGAUGGCGAGUGUAAGAACGAAAGAUGGAUUCCGAAAACGCGUACGAUAUGUUUAAAAAUCUGAAUUAUUUCCAUGUUCUUUUGUCGGCAAUUUUCGUUUUUGCUAUCGUUGCUCAUCGAACCUCGCACAUUAUCUGAUACUAUUCACAUUUGAGGAAUACGUAUAAAUGAGAAUUCUCAUUGUAGAAAUCUAUAAUCAGAAUCUAAACUGCCAGCUGAUUAUAUAGAAAUCUUGAUCAAGUGUUUUAGAGUAACGGUAUAAAGCUAAUAGUUCCAUAGAUAGCAUAUAAAAGAAAACUCAUUUUGUAGAGCAGGCAGGAAUUGGAAAAACUAACUCUUAGAUUUACUCAAAUCUUACUAAAAUACGUAAGAAGACUGUUACGUUAAAUUCAAAGAUGUUGUCAGUUAGUACUUAAUAACGUCUCAGCCCAACUUAUGUAUACUAAUGUGCAUGUAUUUAUUAAAAUGAUAUCGUCAUCUUUGAAAAAUGAUUAAUUUAUAAAGUUUGAAUUUAGCGUUGUACAAACAUGCAUUUAAAAUGAUUUAUCAUUAGAAAUCUUUUCCUUUCGAUUAAUUAGGUUAAAGUUUUCUAGUGAAAAAGAUGACGGUUUCAUAAAUAUCGAAUUGUUAAGAAAUUUCAAGAGACACGAGCUUUCCAAACUACAUGGAUUGUAGUUUCUCUGUUACUAUAAUCAACAAAAAUUAUCCUAAUUGAAGUGAUGAGGAAACAUACAAGCCUUGAACAGCAAAGAUCCCGAUUGAUCAAUAAAUAUACAUUAUUAAAUCCUGUGCCUUAGUGCGAGCACUUGUUAAUUACUCCAUAUAGUAAGACAAUUUUGUCAUCGGGAUUUUACCCCUUUUUCAACGAGUUUUCAAGCGCCCAAUAAAGUUGUAACGGCCCCUACCGUUUCAAAGUCUACAGUUUAGGUAUUGUCAAUAUACAGAUUAACAAUAUUAUGUCUAUUGACAAAAUUAAUUUGUUGCCAAUUGAGAUCAUACCUAACUUCAAAGGACGCAAAUAACAUUACUUUUCAAAAAUUAAUGUAAUUGUAUAGUAAUGAUUCAAAUGACAUCAAUUUUAAGUAAAGAUUCAAUUGGUAGCACGUGACAUUCAUAUCCUGUUGAAAUAAUAAAUCUCUAACCUGACCCAUUUAUGUAUGAAUUUACAUAAAAAAUAAUCAACGUAUCAGAUUCGAAUUAAAAACAUUUAUCAAUGACCUUUUCGUGAGGAUUUUAAUUAUUAAAAUUAUAAUCAUGUUGAUUGUACAAUUAUAAAUUUCUAUUUGAAUGUUAUUACUCAAAAUGUAUAUAUUAUUUACUUGAGAUUGGCUCACAUAGGUACGCUACAAAAUAUUUACAUUUUGUAACUUAAGUAUUAAUCAAACAAAUCGAAUCUCCACGAAAAAAAAGGAUUCUAGUUGAUUUCGUCGAUAUCUCAAGAAAUUUUGAUAUUAUGUAUUUCUCUAAAGUCAUCGACUCUUUGCUGUUUACGCCACAGUAUAAUAUUUACGAAAAUGUAGUAAAAGUCAGGGUGCGCAAGGUAACAUUACACCUAUUUUAGAGCAUAAAGCAGAAAUUUACUUGAGAAUGAGUAGACUUAAUCACGUUCAAAAUAACACAAAGUUAUUAUUAUAUUAUAUUGAAUUAAGCAUUGUAUCGAAGUUGUAUAUUAAUAUUCUAUUAAGUUAAGCUUUUGGGAGUCUUCGUAAUGAACAACGUUCUCUACAAAUAAGUUGUAAUCUAUAAGUUUAGCUGUAACAGAUGCAUUUUUCUUUUCCGUUCAUCUUUUUACGUUAGACUCUAAGAUUUCAAGACAUUUUUUCUAUAUCGUGCGAAACACAUUUUUUAUUUAUUUUGCGACUGCAUUCUCACGCGUAUUAAGGCAAAGCUCUACAUCUGAAUCGAUCAGUUAAAAAUCAGAGUCAAAUUGUAUUGUUCAAAGUUCCUGGUUCAGUGUUCAAACAUUUUCUAAACUAAUCUUGCAACGUUAUUAAUCAAACGUUCCUUAUUACUAGCAAUUUUUUUAAUAAAAACAGGCAAAGAAUUUUUCUCUGAUUUAUAGCUGUUUGACUCGUUCAAAUUAUAAAAUAAUAGGUGCCGAGCUCCACUUAAAGGAAAAAACGAAGAAAAAAAGACGAACGAAAAACACUUGUGUCCUAGUUGCGGAGCAAGAACGGGAACGAGCUACGUCUCUCUGCCUCCUCGUGUUAGAACGAGGGCGAUAAAGAGGAUAGUUGCCGAAUUUGUUUUGUAUUCAAUGGACCUCGCAAUAAUCGAAGAGUUAUGCUUAAAAAUGCAGAAGCAGAUACUGUUAUUGAUGUUUUCUAUUUUUUAUUGCCUUUCAAAUUACAAAACUGUAAUUUUUUCAUUAAAUAUCUUAGAUUCUGGCAGAAUUCGAGAGUGAUAUUGUCUUAUUCUUAUUUGAUGUAUUUUCGUAAAAUUCGUUUAAGUUGUACUUUUUAUUUGACUCUUUUCAAAGGUCAAAGUUUAUUUACUUUGUGAUGAUUUUCGAAAUCAAGAAACUUUAAAUUUGGGAUGAACUGUACAAGAUGUGCUAUUUUUACUUGCAAAUCACUGCAAAUAAAAAUAACACAAGGAUUAUUAGUUACAUGCCAAUUGUACAAACCAUUUAAUCAUACAUAACUGAUUUCAAUGUAUCAAUAGAUAAAGUUAGACCCUGUAUGAUACAAUAUUGAUGGUAGCGACAUUUCAAGCAGCUACUUCAACCGCUUCUUUAAAAAAAUUGGAUUUCGGCCUAAAUUGCUCAAAUUAUAAUUGCGGAUCUACAUUUUUUUAUGAACUAAUUGCUUGAAAAUUUGCUAUCUAUAUCGUAUUUGAAAACACGUACAGUGUACUUCAACAAUUAAAAAAUGUAAAUACUUUCGAACGGUAUCACAAAGUUUAUGAUUAUCGACUUUGAUUUGUUUGUCUUAUGCGCAUGUUUGUCCACUUAAGUAAGUCAGCUUCUACAUUUUUAACUCGGCCUAAGUCUUCGACUGUUGUAACAGAUUGAAGCAAGAAAUGUAAACGUUGUGACUGUGUAUGUAAAUCACAGAAAAACGAUCGAAUAAUAUACUCAAUGUUGCUAUUGUGUAAAACAGAUGGUACUGUCAUGCAGAUGUGUUUUGUGAAAUGUGCAUUAAGAACCAGGUAACCCAUGGCAUUCCAGUGAGUAUAUUGUAAUAUGAGAAAUAAAACUAUUAUUAUUAUACAUUAAAUCAA